CUCGCAGGCUGCGGCGGCCGCGGGAGAGGCGUCCACAGCGGUGGCGGCUGGGGCAGCGGCGGACCGGCGGCCGAGCAGGGCGGCGGCGGCUCGGGGAUAUCACUCACCAAGGACAGAGAAGCCACAGGACCCUCGGGGACCACAGCCCUGAGUUAGGGAGCCAGACUUGUGUUGGCCAAACAGCUGCUCAUCUGAUUCGUUCCCUCAGCCUGGAUUGGUGAAUCUGAGUUACAAGGGAGAUCUCCAGAUCCUCAAGACUGUGUCCUAAUCUUUAUCAAUAAGUCCCAACCUGCAAUGCUCUGGGAGAACAACCCCAGCAAAUAGCCAAAGCCGUCAGGCCAGAUGCCCACACACCUUCACUUUGGUAGAGAAGAGACAGUCCUGGAGAACCCGGUCAUGGAGGAAGACAGGUGUCUCUAAGAGCAAAAGGCCAUCCCGAGUGGCCACAGAUGGAAAGAGGACCACCUUCCAAUGCCAGUCUCCGAAGCAGGAAACAUCCCAAGUUUGCUGGGAUGGGAAACCUGCUCAAAGUCCUUACCAGGGAAAUUGAAAACUACCCACAUUUUUUCCUGGAUUUUGAAAAUGCCCAGCCCACAGAAGGAGAGAGGGAAAUAUGGAACCAGAUCAGCGCCGUCCUCCAGGAUUCCGAGAGCAUCCUCGCAGACCUGCAGGCUUACAAGGGCGCGGGGCCAGAGAUCCGAGACGCCAUUCAAAAUCCCAAUGAUAUUCAGCUUCAAGAAAAAGCUUGGAAUGCAGUGUGUCCUUUGGUCGUGAGGCUAAAGAGAUUUUAUGAGUUUUCUAUCAGGCUAGAAAAAGCUCUUCAGAGUUUAUUGGAAUCUCUGACCUGUCCACCCUACACACCAACCCAACACCUGGAGCGGCAGCAGGCCCUGGCAAAGGAGUUUGCGGAAAUUCUGCAUUUCACCCUUCGAUUUGAUGAACUGAAGAUGAGGAACCCGGCUAUUCAGAAUGACUUCAGCUACUACAGAAGGACCAUCAGUCGUAACCGCAUCAACAACAUGCAUCUAGACAUUGAGAACGAAGUCAACAAUGAGAUGGCCAACCGAAUGUCCCUCUUCUAUGCAGAAGCCACGCCAAUGUUGAAAACCCUCAGCAACGCCACCAUGCACUUUGUCUCCGAAAACAAAACGCUGCCAAUAGAGAAUACCACAGACUGCCUCAGCACGAUGACGAGCGUUUGUAAAGUCAUGCUGGAAACUCCGGAGUACAGGAGUAGGUUUACAAGCGAAGAAACACUGAUGUUCUGCAUGAGGGUGAUGGUGGGGGUCAUCAUCCUCUACGACCACGUCCACCCCGUGGGAGCUUUCUGCAAGACAUCCAAGAUCGAUAUGAAAGGCUGUAUAAAGGUGUUGAAGGAACAGGCCCCAGACAGUGUGGAGGGGCUGCUGAACGCCCUCAGGUUCACUACAAAACACUUGAAUGAUGAAUCAACUUCCAAACAGAUUCGAGCAAUGCUUCAGUAAAGCUUUGCUCAGUGAAGAGGAUCUUUGAACUGACCUCAGAAGAUGUAUAUGUUUACAUAAUUUAAUACAGAUUGAUGUUAAUACUCGUGUAUUUACAUAACCGUUUCCUUCUUGUCCCUGAAAUAUAUGGACCUUCAUUUGUAUCCUGACUGACUCAACCCAGCAGAGCAUAAAUUGACUGGAGAGCCUUAUCUUCGAUGUCUGAAACGAAAACCCCUUCUCCAAAUGGAAAAUUUUGGAGACAUUGAUCUUUGCUACUGGAGUUCCUUACACCUUUAACAAUCAGAAAUUCCUAAUAGCUUGUGGUCAUGUUUUAAUUCUAGAUGUGUAAUCUCUCUAGGAAGUAUAGUUAUAGAAACACGAAGUAUUUGAUUUCCUGGGUCAGCUCAACUACAAGAAACACAACUGACAGAGAGAGUGGGAUCCCAGAAAAGACAAAUGCACGUGGAGACACAAAGCCAAGUGUUUGGAAUUCAGCACACCCCCUCUCUUUCCUCAGACAGCGCAGCACAGGUGCAACUUUUUUUGUUGCAUGUAUUUUAGUUAUCAGCAUACUCUCUUCCUGUUUUGAUUUGUACCCUCUAAUGUUCCCUUUCCAUUUUGCAAGAGGAAAAAUCAGUGUGUUUGCAUCAGUUCAUGGGAGAGAAGCAAGAAUAGAUAGAUGUGCUGUGGUGGAUGGGUUGGUGGCUGUCGUGGAAGUGGGGCACAGGUGGGGAGGAAGGGCACCCAGGCAACAGGACAGUCAUCUCUCUGCUUCAACCCUCUGUCUCCAGGGACAGGGAUAUGGAGCUCUGGCUAAAAUUGUGGGUGAGGUUGCUAACACUCCUGUUGUCUGUGGAGCACUGGGUACACACCCCCUCCUAAUAGGAGCCCUGUCCUCUGGGGGCCAUCCAUGUGGCAGCAGAGACCUAGACUCUUAAUUAGUUACCAGAAAGCUAGAGGAACUUAGAGGGGAGAUUUUCAUUUUCUGGUUAUCUAAUAUUUAAAUGGCAGCUCCUUCACGACCCAACUGCUAGGUUGUUGCAAUGUAUAAACUCUGGCUUGAGUACCUGGAUUAAGUCCUAGCCCUGUUGAUUCACAGAGUGAUCUUGGGAAAUUCACUCAAGUUCUCUGUGUCUCACUUUUCCUCAUCUAUAAAAUGGGCAAAUAAAACAGAUAAUCUCCAGUAGCCCUACAAGACUAUGAGCCAAUAAAAAGACUGACUCUCACAUCCUUCCUUUGUAAGUAGAGUCCAGUAAGCAUCACCCCACCUUGCCUUGAUGCUUAGCAAUAUGACAAGGGUCAUUGUGUCUGCAGACAGAGCUUAGAAUGGAAUCUUGGAAAUCUUCUAUUCUGGUCUCCAGUGGAAAAAUGAGACAGAGGAUGAAGUCUAACAGGAUCACCCCCAUGUAGGACUAGAACCCAGGACGCCUCGUUCCUGACUCCAUGCCCUUUCUUUUUCACCACGUGGCCUAUGCAUACAUACUCUGGGGGCGAUACUGGAUGCUUUUAAAUAAACCCUCAGCCUGAACCAUAUAA
Molecule: messenger RNA, 3002 nt
Organism: Mesoplodon densirostris (Blainville's beaked whale)
Lineage: Eukaryota; Metazoa; Chordata; Mammalia; Artiodactyla; Ziphiidae
Gene: CYRIA
Product: CYFIP related Rac1 interactor A
Exons: 13
Coding region: 450-1484 (344 amino acids)
Biological process (GO): regulation of actin filament polymerization
Molecular function (GO): small GTPase binding
Source: RefSeq, a predicted model, not a curated record